Molecule: messenger RNA, 3809 nt
Organism: Symphalangus syndactylus (siamang)
Lineage: Eukaryota; Metazoa; Chordata; Mammalia; Primates; Hylobatidae
Gene: HERC5
Product: HECT and RLD domain containing E3 ubiquitin protein ligase 5
Biological process (GO): ISG15-protein conjugation; protein ubiquitination; ubiquitin-dependent protein catabolic process
Cellular component (GO): cytoplasm
Molecular function (GO): ubiquitin protein ligase activity; ISG15 transferase activity
Source: RefSeq, a predicted model, not a curated record
AUGCGUGUGUCAGGGUGCCCCCUAGUGGAACUGCAGCGUUUCCUCGAAAGCCAUUCCGUCCAGGAGUUAAGGUGGCCGCUGCCCGCCCGGGGACACUUUCUCAGUCCAGCCCACCGGCGUUUACCCCAGCCAACGACCUGUUGCCUUUGGCCGCCUGCCAAGUCACUCUCAUUACAGUUUCCUUUUCCUUUUCGAUUCCGCCCCCUAAAAACAACAACAAACAUUCUGUUUCGUUUCCCACUCGAGCUGCAGGCCCCGCCCCCAAACAGCACGUGGGGGGCGUGGCGUCCCGGCUGGGGCGCAGUAGCGGAGGCUGCAGUUCCCCGACGCCACGCAGCUGCGCGCAGCUGUUUCCCGCUCUGCCGCGGGACGCCUGAGGCAGUGGGCGCGCUCAGUCCCGGGACACCGCGUUCUCUCUCGCCUCUGGGCCUGGGACCCCGCAAAGCGGCGAUGGAGCGGAGGUCGCGGAGGAAGUCGCGGCGCAACGGGCGCUCGACCGCGGGCGCGGCCGCCGCGUCCCAGCCCGCGAAGUCUCCAGGCGCGCAGCUCUGGCUCUUCCCCAGCGCCGCGGGCUUCCACCGCGCGCUGCUCAGGAGGGCUGAGGUGACUCGCCAAAUCUGCUGCUCGCCGGGGCGCCUCGCGGUCUUAGAGCGCGGCGGGGCGGUCGUCCAGGUUCACCAGCUGCUCCCCGGGAGCGGCGGCGCCCGGACGCCGAAAUGCAUUAAAUUAGGAAAAAACAUGAAGAUACAUUCCGUGGACCAAGGAGCAGAGCACAUGCUGAUUCUCUCAUCAGAUGGAAAACCAUUUGAGUAUGACAACUAUAGCAUGAAACAUCUAAGGUUUGAAAGCAUUUUACAAGAAAAAAAAAUAAUUCAGAUCACAUGUGGAGAUUAUCAUUCUCUUGCACUCUCAAAAGGUGGUGAGCUUUUUGCCUGGGGACAGAACCUGCAUGGGCAGCUUGGAGUUGGAAGGAAAUUUCCCUCAACCACCACACCACAGAUUGUGGAGCACCUCGCAGGAGUACCCUUGGCUCAGAUUUCUGCCGGAGAAGCCCACAGCAUGGCCUUAUCCAUGUCUGGCAACAUUUAUUCAUGGGGAAAAAAUGAAUUUGGACAACUAGGCCUGGGCCACACUGAGAGUAAAGAUUAUCCAUCCCUUAUUGAAGCACUAGACAAUCAGAAAGUUGAAUUUCUCGCUUGUGGUGGCUCUCACAGUGCGCUGCUCACACAGGAUGGGCUGCUGUUUACUUUUGGUGCUGGAAAACAUGGGCAACUUGGUCAUAAUUCAACACAGAAUGAGCUAAGACCCUGUUUGGUGGCUGAGCUUGUUGGGAAUAGAGUGACUCAGAUAGCAUGUGGAAGGUGGCACACACUUGCCUAUGUUUCUGAUUUGGGAAAGGUCUUUUCCUUUGGUUCUGGAAAAGACGGACAACUGGGAAACGGUGGAACACGUGACCAGCUGAUACCGCUUCCAGUGAAAGUAUCAUCAAGUGAAGAACUCAAACUUGAAACCCAUACCUCAGAAAAGGAGUUAAUAAUGAUUGCUGGAGGGAAUCAAAGCAUUUUGCUCUGGAUAAAGAAAGAGAAUUCCUAUGUUAAUCUGAAGAGGACAAUUCCUACACUGAAUGAAGGGACUGUAAGGAGAUGGAUUGCUGAUGUGGAGACUAAACGGUGGCAGAGCACAAAAAGGGAAAUCCAAGAGAUAUUUUCAUCUCCUGCUUGUCUAACUGGAAGUUUUUUAAGGAAAAGAAGAACUACAGAAAUGAUGCCUGUUUAUUUGGACUUAAAUAAAGCAAGAAACAUCUUCAAGGAGUUGACCCAAAAGGACUGGAUUACUAACAUGAUAACCACCUGCCUCAAAGAUAAUCUGCUCAAAAGGCUUCCAUUUCGUUCUCCACCCCAAGAAGCUUUAGAAGUUUUCUUCCUUCUCCCAGAAUGUCCCGUGAUGCAUAUUUCUAACAACUGGGAGAGCCUUGUGGUUCCAUUUGCAAAGGUUGUUUGUAAAAUGAGUGACCAGUCUUCACUGGUUCUGGAAGAGCAUUGGGCAACUCUGCAAGAAUCCACUUUCAGCAAACUGGUCCAGAUGUUUAAAACAGCCGUGAUAUGCCAGUUGGAUUACUGGGAUGAAAGUGCUGAGGAGAAUGGUAAUGUUCAAGCUCUCCUAGAAAUGUUGAAGAAGCUGCACAGGGUAAACCAGAUGAAAUAUCAACUACCUGAAAGUAUUUUCCAAGUAGAUGAACUUUUGCACCGUCUCAAUUUUUUUGUAGAAGUAUGCAGAAGGUACUUGUGGAAAAUGACUGUGGACACUUCAGAAAAUGUAGAAUGCUGUGUCAUAUUCAGUCACUUUCCAUUUAUCUUUAAUAAUCUGUCGAAAAUUAAACUACUACAUACAGACACACUUUUAAAAAUAGAGGGUAAAAAACAUAAAGCUUAUCUUAGGUCGGCAGCAAUUGAGGAAGAAAGAGAGUCUGAAUUCGCUUUGAGGCCCACGUUUGAUCUAACAGUCAGAAGGAAUCACUUGAUUGAGGAUGUUUUGAAUCAGCUAAGUCAAUUUGAGAAUGAAGACCUGAGGAAAGAGUUAUGGGUUUCAUUUAGUGGAGAAAUUGGGUAUGACCUCGGAGGAGUCAAGAAAGAGUUCUUCUACUGUCUGUUUGAAGAGAUGAUCCAGCCGGAAUAUGGGAUGUUCAUGUAUCCUGAAGGGGCUUCCUGCAUGUGGUUUCCUGUUAAGCCUAAAUUUGAGAAGAAAAGAUACUUCUUUUUUGGGGUUCUGUGUGGACUUUCCCUGUUCAAUUGCAAUGUUGCCAACCUCCCUUUCCCACUGGCACUGUUUAAGAAACUUUUGGACCAAAUGCCAUCAUUGGAAGACUUGAAAGAACUCAGUCCUGAUUUGGGAAGGAAUUUGCAAACACUUCUGGAUGAUGAAGGUGAUAACUUUGAAGAAGUAUUUUACAUCCAUUUUAAUGUGCACUGGGACAGAAACGACACAAACUUAAUUCCUAAUGGAAGUAGCAUAAUUGUCAACCAGACUAACAAGAGAGACUAUGUUUCUAAGUAUAUCGAUUACAUUUUCAACGACUCUGUGAAGGCGGUUUAUGAAGAAUUUCGGAGAGGAUUUUAUAAAAUGUGCGACGAAGACAUUAUCAAAUUAUUCCACCCCGAAGAACUGAAGGAUGUGAUUGUUGGAAAUACAGAUUAUGAUUGGAAAACAUUUGAAAAGAAUGCACGUUAUGAACCAGGAUAUAACAGUUCACAUCCCACCAUAGUGAUGUUUUGGAAGGCUUUCCACAAAUUGACUCUGGAAGAAAAGAAACAAUUCCUUGUAUUUCUUACAGGAACUGACAGACUACAAAUGAAAGAUUUAAAUAAUAUGAAAAUAACAUUUUGCUGUCCUGAAAGUUGGAAUGAAAGAGACCCUAUGAGAGCACUGACAUGUUUCAGUGUCCUCUUCCUCCCUAAAUAUUCUACAAUGGAAACAGUUGAAGAAGCGCUCCAAGAAGCCAUCAACAACAGCAGAGGAUUUGGCUGACCAGCUUGCUUGUCUAACAGCCUUAUUUUUGUUGUUGUUAUUGUUGUUGUUGUUGUUGUUUCUCUACUUUGUUUUGUUUUAGGCUUUUAGCAGCCUGAAGCCAUGGCUUUUCGUUUCUGUCUCUAGUGAUAAGCAGGAAAGAGGGAUGAAGAAGAGGGUUUACUGGCCGGUUAGAACCCGUGACUGUAUUCCCUCCCUUGGAUAUCCCUAUGCCUACAUCAUAUUCCUCACCUCUUUUGGGAAAUAUUUUUCAAAAAUAAAAUAACUGAAAAAUUAACAUAAAA